Leptopilina heterotoma is the source of this 1294-nucleotide messenger RNA. RefSeq names its product endophilin-B1 (gene EndoB). Gene Ontology annotation, biological process: membrane organization. Gene Ontology annotation, cellular component: cytoplasm; membrane. Gene Ontology annotation, molecular function: protein binding. The transcript is spliced from 9 exons. The record is from RefSeq and is a predicted model, not a curated record. Lineage: Eukaryota; Metazoa; Arthropoda; Insecta; Hymenoptera; Figitidae. Bases 78 to 1109 code for a protein of 343 amino acids.
UUGAGUCAGUGAUUAAUGGAAGAAGAAAACGGGCUGAAUUUUGUUCGCAUAAAAUUGAAAUUAUUUUAAAAAAAAAAAUGGAUUUUAAUGUAAAGAAAAUGGUGAAGGAUGCUGGAGCAGCGCUCAGUAGAGUUGUACAGCUUACGGAAGAAACUCUUGGUACUUCUGAGAAGACCGAACUAGAUGCUCAUUUUGAACAUUUAGCAGAACGAGCAAAUAUGUCAAAAACUUGGACAGAAAAGAUUCUUAAAAAUAUGGAAGCUGUGCUUACUCCUAAUCCUGGAAAUAGAAUCGAGGAUUUUGUUUUUGAGAAGAUUGAUAAAAGGAAACCAAACAGACUGAGUAAUUUGGAAUAUCUUGGACAGGAUAUGAUCGAUGCGGGAAAUGAAUUUGGACCUGGAAUUGCUUAUGGCAGUGCUUUAAUCAAGGUUGGACAGUGUCAACAAAAAUUGGGUCAAAUUGAAAGAGACCUUAUCGGAACAGCAGCUAAUUGUUAUAUUCAACCACUAAGGAAAUUUCUGGAGGGUGAAAUGAAAACAAUUAGCAAGGAGAUGGCUAUUCUAGAAACAAAGCGACUGGAUUUGGACGCGUGCAAAAAUCGGGUUCGAAAGGCAAGAAGCAUGUUGGGCCAGCAAAAUGAGAGCGGCGUAUCGCCUGAAGUCUUACUUGAUCAGGCCGAGAGGGAAUUGAGGGUAGCUCAAUCGGAAUUCGAUCGUCAGGCAGAAAUAACGAAAUUACUUUUGGAAGGAGUCUCCAGUUCACAAGCGGGACAUUUACGUUGUUUACAUGAAUUAGCUGAAGCUCAAACUCGUCACUAUGCUCAAUGUCAUGCGACAAUGCAAGAAUUACAACGAGAACUCGCUGGUUUGUCUGGGUGUUCUUUCCAUUCAUCCACUCAGUCAACAUCAUCGGCACCUAUGGAAAAUGGACAAGAUCGAGCUCGUGUUGUCUGUGAUUAUUCCGCAAGAGAUUCCAGUGAAUUAAACCUCGAGCAAGACGAGGUAAUUUCUGUCUCUGAAAUUGAUGGAGACGAAGAUUAUCUUUUGGGAUUUAGAGGCAGUCAACGAGGAAAAGUCCCCAAAGCUUAUGUAGAAAUUAUUAGCAGUUAAAUAUAUUUAAAAAAUAUUUUACUGGUUCCUUGCUAAAUUAUAAUUUAGCUAAUUAGUUAACUUAAAUAUUAAGUAAACAAAAAAAGUUUUAUUGAAACACUGCUUGGAUGUGAUUAAUAUAUAUCUAUAUAUAAAACUUGGAAAAAUAAAAAUGAUGCCUAAUUCUUUAUGUCAAAUACAUAUAA